Porites lobata is the source of this 767-nucleotide messenger RNA. Lineage: Eukaryota; Metazoa; Cnidaria; Anthozoa; Scleractinia; Poritidae. The record is from the annotation of a GenBank genome assembly.
AUGUGUUUGUACUUCUACCAUGCUACAAACACGACUGCAGUCAUGAACUUUGUGGAAAGGGUAAACCAGAAAAAGACAGACUUUGGUAUGAGAAUGGCCCUCCCCUGAGAAAUAUUCCAUUCCCCAUUCCUGACCAGAAACGACCAUGGGGCAGUGAAGAUUGUACUGAAUGUCAGUCUGUUUGUAGUGGGCAUUUCCUUUCCCCAGAAGAUAAUAUUCAACAUGUGGCAAAACACGGAACAGGAGACUGUCAGUUCUCUCCACCAAGUGAAGUUAUCAAGUCCGCGUUCAGUAAAAGAGCAAGGCAGGGCCAGCUGAUGGAUGAGAACACAAUACUAACCUUAGCCAAAACAACUCUCCUUAGCAAGGAAGAAGUCCAGAUGUGGGUGGACCACUUGUCCUGCUUGGCAAAGUAUAGGCAAGCUGGUGCGGAAAAAGCUGCCAAAUCAAGAGCUAAAAAAGGUACAUCGUAUAUUUAAAAUCUUUGAAAUAUCAUGAUAGCAAGUACUAUACUGCAGAAACGAGGGCCACUUUGUCUUCUGAGUAUUGUCACUGUUAUACUACAAAUGUUAAUUUUAUGUUUCUUUACUUUACAGCACAACAAAAGCUCUACUGCUUCUGCCAAAAAACAGAUGAUGGAAGUCAAGCCAAUUGCGUGUGACAACCCCAGCUGCAAGUUUGAGUGGUUUCACUUUCAAUGUGUUGGCCUUCAAGAAGAAGAGGACUUCGUUGGGGAGUGGUUCUGCCCAUCCUGUACUUUGGCUCCC